GUGUGAGGUUAACCUCUAGCCAAUAGAAAAGCACAUUUUUAGGCAUGUGACAAUUUCAGCCAAUAAAAAUACAGAGUUUUUAGUAAGCAUCUAUUUAUAGAUUCUGCAAUUUCAUUGAAGGUAGUGUUAAAGUGAAUUCCAAAGCGGUCGGACGUUAAGCAUUUUACUCUAACAUUUUCGUGAUUUACCCAAGUGAAAGUUCAAAUAUUGUUGACGCUAAGAUGACACUACCAGAGACAAUGGAUAAAGAAAAUGUAUCAGAAUCAAGGUAAGGGCUUAUUUGGAUUUUAAUACUUAAAUAAUUAUUUAAUUCAUAAAUACCAGAUGGAGAAGCGAAGUUUAAUUUCGGUUACCUAGUGAUAUCCCAAGCUGGUAUACGUAGGCUGUACGGCGUAUUUCGUCAGAUUGGGGGUCGCUCGUAAAAGUACAUGUUACAUGUAUGUCAUAGGGUCAUGGUGUUCCGUCUUUAAAAGCAAAGUGUAUUAUUAUGGAGUAUAUUUGGCUUGACUGUUGAUUGUUUAUUUGUAUAAAGUGCGUCACCUUGAUUAUUUUAUCGAAAUUCGUUUUAAGAAUAGCCUCGAAACAUCCCCCAGCCCCACUUCACCCUUUCAGUGUCUCAUCAUGCGCUUGCUAUUUCACAAUAAACACAGGCCCUACUCUGCCUCUGCUUACCACUAGUAGUGGCACUACUAAUCAUAAGAAUCGAAACUAGAGGCACAGGGCUGCUUUACUUGCGUUUACAUAAUAUGAUCAGUCAAUGACACUACAUUUCAUGACAUUUGCCAAAUUAUUUGCAACUCAGAUUUUUCAGUUAGGCCUAACAACAACGAAUAAAAUACAAAAUAAUUUGCUCAAAUUCUUUCUUCUUAAUCUUAAAUUCAGAAGUUGGAAUCUUAUUUAUAUAAUAUGACGUUAAUUUUUUUUUUUUUCAGAAGGCUCAAACUCAAAGCUAUGAGCCAUACCUUGAGAGCAUGUUUGAAGCAAGCCUUGAGGAGAAAUGGACUUACCUGUGGCAUGAAAGCAUGUGGAGAAUUACUUAACAGGUUUGUUAAUGUUAUAUAAUUGUGAUAUAAUUAUUGUAAUAACAUGUACAGCUGUUUGUAUGCUUCUGCAUAUGUAGUUGUUUAAAAGCUACCAGUACUUACCUAGUGUAAGCAUAGUUGUUUGCAAGUGUAUAAAAGAUGUGUAUAUUUUGCAGGUUAGUUGUUUAAAAAAAAAAUUGGAAUGGCUGAUGGCAGGCAGUAUGUCGAGAACGAAAGUGGACUGGGAUUAUUAUUUUUUUACAUUUGGAUUCACCCUUUAAAAUCCCGAACUGAAGAAUUAAAAUUCUCAUACCACAUAGACUGUCUCAGGAAAAUGUGAAAUUUGUAAGUAUCAGCUAAACAGAUCUGAGAAACACAAGCAGAGGAUUGAUAGUCAAGUCAAAUGGAGUUGCAUAGGUUUUUAAUGCUGAAACACUCGUGACCAUUACCAGGUCCAGAAAAUGGCAGAUAUAAACCUUCUGAUUUAAAGUCAUGUAGUAAUGAGUCAGCAUAAAGAGUGAUAGAAUUUAUACACUUUGUAGGUCUUAGUUCUGUGCUUCCAAGCGUCAAGGGAUAGCACUGGGUAAUGUUUUCUGUGAUGUAAAAUAGUUUUGAAUUGCUUUAACUUUGCUGAAAUAGUUAUUUAUAAUUUUGAUUUCUUUUCUUACAGCAACCCCAGCACAGUGAUGGUUUGCCUGUUGCCAGGCGACUGUCAGGAUAUAAGUGUGCACAUUCAUCAAACACUGAUUCAUGCUUUCUGUAGGGAGAACAACAUCUUGGUCAUCCAGAUGAAAGAUGACACAAAACUGGCUGCUCUCCUUUACAAGCUUUCCGAAGGAAACAGUGUUCGCAAAGGCAGGGUCAACGGCAAGAUGGAUGACACAAGCUGCUUGUUGAUGCAGGUAAUUUAAUUUUACAAAAAAAUAAUAAGAUGACCAUUUAACUAAGAACUAGCGUGAGGUUAAUUGAGUAGAGAACAUUAAUUGGCUGCUCACAAGCCAUGUUGUUUGUUUGUCACUUGAAACCUAAAUACCCAGAGGCACAGGCCAUAGAUGAUAUUUAGUAAUGUGGCCAGCCACUAAUCAAGGUCAACAGCAUUGACCCAAAGAUUAUAAACCAGUUUUUAAUUGACAAAAUUUUAAGUUUAAAGCAAUAUUUCUAAUAUGACUGUGAUAUUAUACCGCUGCCCUUAGUAUGUGAUGUAUUUCUUUAAAAUUUAACAUCACAACUAAAUGCACACACAACAUCUAGAUCCAAUUGUAUUUUAGGUUAAAUUUAUCUGUUGUACCGAGUACUGCUAGAUAUAACAUUUUAAUUGUGCAUUAUUAUUUUUUUUUUACAGUUCCCUAAAAGGGGCCCAAGCAAAGACGACCAGUUGCUGUUCCAGUAUUUUGAAGAGCUAUCAAAGCAGUGCUAUCCAAUGCCUCAUUUAUCUUUACCUGAUUGACUAUAAUUUUAUGGUUUCUACAUGAACCCUAAAAAAAAAAAAAGGUGAGAGCUAGUAAUGGAUUACCAAAAUAUUAUAGUAGAGAUGCUGGAUUUUAGUUUAUUUCUUUUAAAAUUUCAAAUACAGUUUCAGGUUUAUUUAUUUUUUAAAACUAACAUGAUGGAAUUGUAAUGUCUCUAUUUAUGAAUUAAAUUUAAAUGUAGUAUAUCUUUUCUUCUGCAGACUGACAUUGUCAGCAGUGUAUAUGGAUUUACAUACACUCUGUACAAAUCUCACACCAUUUCAUCCAUUUGAAGGCGUGAUGUUGAAUUCUGUAGAAUUCUGUAUAUGACCUUCGUCCACCUGAACAGUGAAGCUCUCCUUAAGGGCAAUUGUGUUUCUGUAAACACCCAUUGUAAGGGAAAUGGGCACAGUGGGCCAUCAUUCAUGAUCUUUUUUUAAAGAUUGUGAAGUUUCAAAAAGUUUUAACUUAAGUUCUGAUUGUGUUAUUAUAACAGCAUGAGUAUUAUUAUAUGAAAAAAAAAAAUCAUAAAUUCAGAUGGAUCAUUUACCUUUUUGGAUGUACUCAGUCUUUAUAAGCUCAUAGAAUGCUGUUAAUCAAAGCUAGUUACUGUACCCGGUAUAAUCAGAGAUUUGAUCUUUUAGAGCUAGGUUGUGUUCAUGAAAUCAACCCAAAUGUCAAUACUGAAGUUAUCACUGUACUGGAAUAUCAUCUUAUAUGGUCCUGUCAUUUUUACUAAGAAGCAACAUGUGGUUAGCAUUAUAAUUAUAGUACUAGUAAAUUCUAUUGGAUUUCAUGAGGUCUUGUCAUGCUUUGUAACUAACAGUACUAUCACUACAAUAAAUUGUGAGUUGAUUCAAUUUUAUUUUAAUAAUUUAAAUGUAUUGCAUGUAAAUAGUGUAUUAUUUUGUAAAUAAGAUAUAUGCUUGCUUAUUCUUGAUGUUAUACUGUUGCCCUGUUAUGUUAAUAAGUUUGCGCUUUGUUAAAGUAUAACUAUAACAUACCAGAUUAUUUAUUGUUUUAUGAGCUUAUAUAAUCAGUAUAAUAAAGUUUUCAAAUGAAAUUUUC
Lymnaea stagnalis (great pond snail) is the source of this 3538-nucleotide messenger RNA. The record is from the annotation of a GenBank genome assembly. Lineage: Eukaryota; Metazoa; Mollusca; Gastropoda; Lymnaeidae.